GAAGCCACUGAACGACGACGUCGCGUAAAUUACUCGCGAGGACGUCACGUGGGAAGGGAGGGGCUGUUUCGUCAUUUCGCCCCCUUUCAGCACUCAGCAAGUAGGGUUGCCUUGCGGCUCCGUUUUCUUUGGUAAGAGUACCGAGAAAACGCCUCCGUUCCUGCUCUCGUUGAAGCGCUUUCGCUGAUUCUCAGGCCGCCGACGAUUCAUCCUCCCUGAUCCUGAGUAUGGCAGGGAGAAACCGCUUGCCUCAUCAUGCUGAUGGCUUACGAGGUUUUCGUGAUGGCCCUAGGCCUGUGUUGAACCGAGGGCCAGGACCCUUGCCUCUUCACCCUGCUGCCAUGGAGGAGGAAAUUGAACUCCGACAUCGAGAGCUUCAGAGGAUUGUUGCUGAGAAUCGUCAUGUAAUUGAGGAUAAUACAAUUCUGGAAAGAGAAUUGGCUGCAGCAAAAGAAGAGAUUCACAGGUUGGGUCAGGUGAUACCCAAACUCCGAGCCGACAAAGAUGCACAGGCCAGGGAGUUGAUUGAGAGAGGAUUGAAGCUAGAAGCUGAGCUCCGUGCUGCUGAGCCUUUGAGAGCAGAGGUUGUGCAGUUAAGAGCUGAAGUCAUGAAAUUGAAUACCUUACGGCAGGAUUUGUCUGGCCAGGUUCAGGGUCUCACACAGGACAUUACACGAAUGAAAGCUGAGAAUCAGCAGUUUAUGGCCUUGAGGACUGAUGUUGAGGGGAUGCACAAGGAGGUUGCUGAGGCCAGGAGAGCUUAUGAGUAUGAAAAGAAAGCAAAUGAGGAGCAGAUGGAACAGAAACAAGCAAUGGAGAAAAACCUCAUUUCUAUGGCUCGUGAAAUAGAAAAGCUACGAGCUGAGCAACUGAACACAGAGAGGAGAGCACGGGGAUUUGGUGGAAGUUACGGAAUGUUGAAUGGGAGUCCUGAAAUGAGAUAUCCAAGCGCUGGCUUUGCUGAUGGCUAUGGUGGAGCUUGGGGACCUUAUGAUAAGCGUGCCCCUCGACGUUGAUUUGGCUACCAUUCUAGCCUACUAAAUAACUUGCCAUUAAGAAAUACCCUAUGUAGGGGUCUUGUUUUAAAUUAUGUUAGGCUCAUGUCAUCAUUUGCUGCUGCUGAAAACAAAAUCUGGAUUCGGGAUCCUGUUUAGCAUUUUAUUUUCUUGUGGCUUUGUUGUAGGUUGCUUACUCUGGAAAUGGAUGCACGUUUGGGAUUUCACGAA
Molecule: messenger RNA, 1226 nt
Organism: Malania oleifera
Lineage: Eukaryota; Viridiplantae; Streptophyta; Magnoliopsida; Santalales; Ximeniaceae
Product: protein FLX-like 3
Exons: 4
Coding region: 228-1016 (262 amino acids)
Source: RefSeq, a predicted model, not a curated record